Molecule: messenger RNA, 3816 nt
Organism: Hemicordylus capensis (graceful crag lizard)
Lineage: Eukaryota; Metazoa; Chordata; Lepidosauria; Squamata; Cordylidae
Product: zinc finger and SCAN domain-containing protein 31-like
Exons: 4
Coding region: 364-2238 (624 amino acids)
Biological process (GO): regulation of transcription by RNA polymerase II
Molecular function (GO): RNA polymerase II cis-regulatory region sequence-specific DNA binding; DNA-binding transcription factor activity, RNA polymerase II-specific
Source: RefSeq, a predicted model, not a curated record
AAGCCACUUCCUGCCUCCUCCCUGCCCUUUCCUUGGGAGAAGCGGGCUGCACUGCACCCGCAUAGAUAUCUAGGAUUUUAAUGUUAAGUCUAUGGGAGGAAGGAAGUUCAAAAGAUGUUUAGAGGGGAAUCAUUCUGAGGUUGCUGACAAAGGAGAGAACAGUGCCAGAAGACGCAGGAAAGCCCCGUUUGUUAAACAGAGCCACUGAGCCAGGAAUAUCAGAUUAGAGGAGACAAAGAAGUCGGCUUCCUUCUCAAUACAAGCAAGCCCAAAUCCUAAUGCUCUUCUUGCUAAUUGGGGACAGGCAACCCCCGCUCCCCUCGCUAUAGGAGCUGUCAAUAGUUAUUUACAGUUUGGAGGCCAAUGUGUGAAGUCCAUCAAGGCUCCAGAAUGUGGAAGAGGCUGGAAGAAGCAGCCAAUAAAGGCCUGCAUAUGAUGAAAAGCUCUGAGAGUACCAGGCAGUUUCUGACCGGAAAAGGCUUUCAACCCAAGUGUGUUAAACAGGAACCAGAGGAGGGGUUGCCCCAUCACUGGGAAACUCAAUGCCAAGAGUUUCUGACAACAGCACAGUCCCCUGACUCAGGAUGGGGGAACCCUCAGAUGUCCGAGGAUCCCAUGCCAUGGGAUGAUGCAAAUACAUUUCUUACCUCUUUCGAGCAAGUCGUCUCAGUGUGUCGGUUGCCCAGAGACAAGUGGGUGGUCCUCCUCCUGCCUGCCCUCAGUGGAGAAGCCAAGCAGGCCUUCAGCAGUCUGGGGGCCAGAGACAGGGGAGACUACGGGAAGGUGAAGGCCGCCAUCUUGCAAGGGCAGGCCCUCAUGAGGGAGAGACAGCGCCAGCACUUCCGGCAUUUCACCUACCAUGAAGCCGAAGGGCCCAGAGGGGUUUGGAGUCAACUCCAAGGACUUUGCCGUCAGUGGCUGAAAGUGGAGAAACACACCAAGGAGCAGAUCCUGGAGGUGCUGAUCCUGGAGCAGUUCCUGAUUGUCCUGCCCCCCAAAAUGCAGAGCUGGGUCAGGGAACAUGGCCCUGAGUCGUGUGCCCAGGCGGUGUCCCUGGCAGAGGAAUUUCUGUUGAGGCAGCAAGAGUCCGCCAGAUGUGAAAAGCAGGAGCAGGAUCCACCUGCGGAGGAGACUGCAAAUUCUUCCACAGAAGACAAGGAUCUGUUGGAUGUUUGGAACAGACAGCUUGGAAGGGAAACCAAGCAGCAGAGGGGUGAAUUUGUGAGCUCUCAAGAUGAUAAGCCGGUCUGCAAGGAGGGGAGUUGUUUUCAUCAGGAAGGACCUGAGCAAGUGCUGCCAGAACAAAUAUCUCUGAGGAGAGGCAAAUUUCUCCAGUAUUAUAAGGAGAGACUAACAUACGAGAAUCAUCAGGGACCAGGGAGAGAACUGGAGAACAACCCAGCAAAGAAUGUGGCUAGAGCACUUUGUUGUCUGGAAGAUGAUGUUGAAAGAGAUGCAACCAAAGCUCAGCAAAGAAUCUUGCAUGGUGAACAACAAAGCAAAAGUGUGGGCAUUGGAGGAAUUGUCAGAAAGGGUUCAGAUAUUCUUCAGUCUCAAAUAAUCCUCAUGGGAGAGAAACCGUAUAAAUGUGCAGACUGCGGAAAAAGUUUCCGUCACAGGUCAAACCUUACAGGGCACAAGAAAAUCCACACAGGAGAGAAACCGUACAAGUGCCUGGAGUGUGGGAAAAGUUUUAGUCGCACUUCAAAUCUCCUGGCGCAUGAACGAAUCCAUUCGGGUGAGAAGCCAUUCAAGUGCUCUCAUUGUGGGAAGAGGUUUAGUCAGAGUUCAAGCCUCUUAGUCCAUGAGAGAGUCCACACAGGAGAGAAACCAUUUAAGUGUUCAGGCUGUGGGAAAAGUUUCAGCCGGAAAUGGUAUCUGGUGGCACAUGAGAGAAUCCACACAGGAGAGAAGCCAUAUAAAUGCUCGGACUGUGGGAAAAGUUUUUAUCACAGCUCAAGCCUUCUAUCACAUGUACGAAUCCACACAGGAGAAAAAGUUCAGACUGCAAAGAAAAAUAUAAUCUCAAGUCAAGCCUUAUGUCGCAUCAGAGGACCUAUCAUACAGGAGAGAAAAGAAUCACUAAAAAAUUCAGACUGUGGGGAAAGCUACCGUUGGCUUUCUGGUUUUCUUCACCCUAAACCAAUCCACACAACAGGAGGAAAGUCCCAUAAAAGUUUGGAAAGUGAGGAGAAUAUCAGUCUUGGCGCAGAACUCUCUACCUUUUCUCUGCACUGAGCAAAUGAAAGCAGAGACAUGUUAAAAUUCUGCCUGUAAGAAACAUCAGUGUAAGGUCAUUUAUUACUGGGGAUCAGGAAACAGCUCAGUUUUCAAAAAGCUACUUUCCAGUGCACCAAACUGACUCAUAUCAUAUCAUAUCAUAAGCCUUUAUUACGGUCAGAGACCAGCAUAAAAUUACACAUUAAACCAAACUGACUCAAAGAGUUUGUUUGUUUUUUAAAUUCCCAUUGACAUCAGUCAACACAGUUUUUCAUAUUUUUAAUUGUACUACCAAUCGUGCUUCUUUUCAUUGGAACCUUUAAAAAUGUGGGUUUAUUUUUUAAGGGGGAUCUUGAAAGUUCAUAUUUGGAGGUAUGGAAAAUGUGCAAAGAAAACUGUGGUGGAAAAUAUAUUUUCAAAGUCCUUCCCAGCUUUGGUAGCACCAAAUGGAGGUGGCAUUUUCAAAAACAAGUUUCAUUUGUUCUCUUUCCUUCCCUAUCCCUUUUGUGUCUUGUUUGUAGGUUGUAAGCCAGUGAUGUUCACUGUUUUUCAAUAGUGGCAAAAACCGGUCAAAGUUAGAGCCAUGUCACACAGCACUGACCUCUGCGAAGCAUUGCGUUUUCCCCAGGGUUUGGGUGUGUGCACUUCAAGAGAAACAGAGCCCUGAAGUCCAAGUAAAGUCAUGUACGGAGCCCUGAGAAGUGUAGUUCUUUCCAGCAUUUUCCUCGUAUAACUCUAUGUGGAAAGUGCUGGGAAGGACUACACUUCCCAGUGCUCUGUAUACGCCUUCCAAGAUGGUGCUGGGGAUCAAGAGGGCCUUGUUUCCCUUACAGGAACCUCACUGGCACUGUGCAAAUGACACUGAGAAGUGGGACAGUUGCUUCCACUCGGUGCUAGAGGGGCUGUGUGGAGUAUUUGGCUUUGGCCGAAGCUUUGUACAGGCCUAAGUCAACAUCUAACUAAGAAAGCACUGGUGUUUGAAUGCUGCACGUGCCUCUCAGAAAUAUGUCCCUGAGGGCUGUGCAGCCCUUAGGGACAUAUUUUCAGGUUACACAGACAACUUCUGGAAGCAGUGCAAAUUGUCAACAUUCACUCUACCCCCCACUGUGCAUGCAGGUGCAGUAGUGGGGAAGCUUCCUACAAUGCCAGUUCCCAGAUGGCAAUUCUACUUCCCUUCACUAUGGGAAGGGCAGGUGUGCAUUCACAUAUCAUCUAGAUUUACGUCGAAGUCCCUGCGAGCUAUUGGGGAGCACUCCAUACAAGAUUUAGAUUUUUCAUUGUGCAUUAGAGUUUUGCCCAAUUUAUGUACAGGGUAAACAAAUCCACUUUUUGCGUCAUUUUAGGGGGCAAAUGCGAAAUAUCCAAUAUGCCCUGUAACCUGCAGUAAUUCGCCCCUCUUAAUCCUGCGGUAAAGCCUGCUGCUGGUGAAAGGCCCUGGGGAGGUCCAGUUACAGUUGCUGCGCGCUCAGCCUGGGCUUUGGAAUGCACUCUCUAUCAAAAUAAGAACUUCUCCAUCUCUGAUUGCUUUUUUAAAAGACCCUUAAGACAUACCUGUUUUCUCAGGCUUUUAAUUAAAACUAAUUUUAAACUGUUUAA